AUGUCAUUCAGAUUCUUGAAAAGGACACACCAAUGUCUCCCCCGUCUCAACUGGCUUAUGCCUAUUAGACGGUAUGCCAAGCAACCUCAAUACGAUGAAGCAGACAUAUUUGCCGAAAAUAUAAAUCAUGGCGCAUAUAAAGCCAAGAAAAGACUAUCUAAAGAACAUUUCCAAUGGCCUGAGAAAUCACCUGAUCAGAUUUCCAAGGAAUCUGAACUUCAAUGGGAAAGAAUGGCUAAAUUGUCUGCUGUUGGGCAGGGAAUCCUUAUCCUCUUCGUAGUAGGUGGGCUGGGAACGGCUUAUUUGCGUUGGCCAGAACUAAAAUCCUGGUGGUUGGUUAAGAUGAAUGGUGGUCGCAUAAAUGCAGUGCAAGAGCAAAACGGCCAAGAUUCAUUGGAGAAACUAAUUAGACAAAAGGCCAAACAUCUACUAAGAGAGAUCCCUCAAGUUCCCACCUUCCAACUAGGAAUAGAUCAUCCUGGCGUGUAUAUAUGGGGAAGGUGUCAUUCUAAGGACUCUUUGUUCCCGAUCAGAGUGCCCAAUUUGGAUAACCGUAAAUUUAGAGACAUCUUGUUAGCUCCAUCAGACGAUUUCAACACUAAUUUCGCACUUGACGAGAAAGGUGAUCUGAUAUCGUGGGAUGAUUUGGGGCAAACAAAAACGUUAUUACCGGAUCAAGAUCUAACUUCGAUGAGGUACUCUAGUGACUACUUAUAUGCGCUAAAUAAAAAGGGUGAAAUUUUAGUCAUACCGAUCAGGACUCCGAAUCUCAUUGCGUCGAAGUUAUCAUCAAGAAGGUCGAAACUUUUACCAUGGAAAACAAGACAAAUAUAUGCUUGGAAGUUACCAACAAGCCAAGUUUUUAAUGGUAAGAAGGGAGAAAACCGUGUAGUACAGUUUGACACUGGUAACCAUCAUCUGGUGCUGCUAUCCAAUUUAGGCAAGGCUUAUUCGUGUGCCACGGGGAAUGACCAAAAACAAGCUCAAGUAUCCAGGGGACAAUUUGGUAUGCCAACACUCUCACAAUUUGAUGAGUUUCCUCCUAAUAAUGAACUAUUUGAGAUUGAAUUACUAAAUAAAUUCAAAUAUGAAGGCGACGACGUUGUUCACAGAAGAGAAAUAAAAAAAAUAGCGUGCGGGUCCUACCAUACGCUAGCAAUAGACCAGCAUGGUGAAAUUUAUGCCUUUGGGUGGAAUAGAUUUGGCCAAUUGGCACUACCUAUCUCUUAUAAUCUAGAAUAUGUUUCUUUUCCAAGGUCCGUAAUGCACGCUUUUAAACCGCAUUUCCCAGGUAUGACCAACUGGAAAUGUGUGGAUAUUCAUUGUGAUGAUGAAACAUCGUUUGUGACCAUUCGUCAGCCCAAAUCCAGUUCGAAGUCAGACUAUCAUUAUUUUGCGUUUGGUAACGGACUUUUUGGUGAACUAGGUAACAAUACUUUCAAAAACUCGCAAUACGAUCCAAUAAAAAUCAAAGUGGAUGACAAAAGACUGAAGAAUUGGAGUUGCGGCUCUCACUGCGUGUUUAGUGAAACAGAACAAGAAAAUGAGGUGCUUGCUUGGGGUAAUAACGAUCAUGGCCAGCUAGGUAUUGGAAAGAAAACCGUGAAAUAUGCCAAGCCGAUGAACAUUCCAGAGGUCCUGAAGCCAGGUCAGGAUACAACAGACUUGGAGUCAAUUUAUAACAGCAGCCUACACUUAGCAAAGCACCAACGUGUCAUCACUAACGGCAUUAAGAGUUGUAUAUAUUGGCAGGUGUGA
Molecule: messenger RNA, 1758 nt
Organism: Saccharomyces mikatae IFO 1815
Lineage: Eukaryota; Fungi; Ascomycota; Saccharomycetes; Saccharomycetales; Saccharomycetaceae
Gene: FMP25
Product: Fmp25p
Exons: 1
Coding region: 1-1758 (585 amino acids)
Biological process (GO): mitochondrial respiratory chain complex III assembly
Cellular component (GO): mitochondrial inner membrane
Source: RefSeq, a predicted model, not a curated record